Messenger RNA from Bacillus rossius redtenbacheri, 1870 nucleotides. RefSeq names its product tyrosine-protein phosphatase non-receptor type 2 (gene Ptp61F). The record is from RefSeq and is a predicted model, not a curated record. Gene Ontology annotation, cellular component: nucleus; cytoplasm. Lineage: Eukaryota; Metazoa; Arthropoda; Insecta; Phasmatodea; Bacillidae. The transcript is spliced from 10 exons. Gene Ontology annotation, molecular function: protein kinase binding; non-membrane spanning protein tyrosine phosphatase activity. The coding region runs from base 192 to 1565 and encodes 457 amino acids. Gene Ontology annotation, biological process: peptidyl-tyrosine dephosphorylation; negative regulation of ERK1 and ERK2 cascade; negative regulation of receptor signaling pathway via JAK-STAT.
GUUUCUGUUAUCUUUGAUCGAAUUUUCUCAUGCCCACGUUGGCUACACAAAUAUGUUAAUUCUUUAGAUGUCAGACUGUCAGAGGCAGAAAAGCUGGCUGUGAUUUGUGUGGUUGAAAUAAGGGAUUGACAUUUUUUGUGAAUUGUGUAUGUAUGCCGUAGUAAUUAUAAUAAUAAUUUUUUCGUCGUACGAUGAGCACGGGUCCUCCAAAAAGUAGUAUAGAAACAGAAUUUUUGGAAAUUGACUCUAACGGAGCGUGGGCGCUUUUAUAUCAGCAUAUACGAAAUGAAUCAUUAAACUACGAUUAUACUCUGUCGGAAGCAAAGAAAUCGCAAAACAAGAAUUUAAACCGGUACCGAGAUGUCAGCCCUUACGACCACAGUCGAGUUGUUUUGUCGAAAGGUCCGUGUGACUACAUCAACGCUAACUUGAUCAAGAUGGAGAAAGCCCACCGCCACUAUAUUUUAACUCAGGGUCCAUUGCCGCACACGACUGGUCACUUUUGGCUAAUGGUAUGGGAGCAGAACAGCAAGGCCGUUCUCAUGCUGAACAGGAUUAUUGAAAAAAAUCAGGUGAAGUGCCACCAGUACUGGCCGGCUGGGACCCAGCCCGGCGUCGACGACACGCUGACCCUGACGGAGGUGGGGCUGCGGGUGCAGUACGUGUCCGAGACGGAGGCCUCGUACUACACCACGAGAAUACUCAGAUUAACGGAACUGGAAUCGGGAGAGAGCCGCGACAUCCUGCAGUUCCACUACACGACGUGGCCGGACUUCGGUGUGCCUCAGAGCCCCACGGCGUUCCUGCACUUCCUGAUGGUGGUCCGGGAGAGCGGCGCGCUCGACCAGAACGUGGGGCCCCCGGUCGUCCACUGCUCCGCGGGCAUCGGGCGUUCGGGGACGUUUUGCCUCGUGGACUCGUGUCUGGUUCUGAUGGAAGAAAAUGGAAUUGAGUCUGUAAACAUAAGGGAGAUUUUACUUGAAAUGAGGAAGUAUCGUAUGGGACUGAUACAGACUCCGGACCAACUUCGCUUCUCGUACCUGGCCAUUAUUGAAGGUGCCAAACAAUUAAUUAAUAACGAGAAUGAUGUGAACAUUAGGCACGAUGGGAAUCUCAUAGAGAUAGAAACUGUUAAUUCAAACUGCGCAGAUUUGGACGAACCUCCGCCGCUUCCUCCGCGAGAUGCUUCGCUGACGAGAAAGCUCGAAUCGGAGAACCACGCAAGCUCAGUUACCAAUAAUGUGAGGCCUUUGACCACUUGCGCGGUAAACCCUCCAGAUAAACCAUUACCUCCAGUUCCCAGCGAACUGACAAACAGCCCUGGAAGUGAAGAGGUUUCCAGCUCCGAUGAGAGAUCUUCGUUGUCUGCAAGCCCAGUUUCCAAUUCAGGAAGAGAGUCGACUGUUCGACAGCGCGUGAGGGAAGAGCGUGUGAAGCGCAUCGAGGAGAAAGUGAGGGACAUAAAGCGCAAGCAGAAGUCUGCAGAGAGUUGGCAGCGGUUCAAGAGAUUCAGCAAGAAGAGAAGGCUGAAUGGGGCCGGCGACGGAGAGACUUGCAAUAGUUAACAGCUGCAAAGAAAUGUUCUAAAUCUGCGCUGCACAAACAUUGCAGCUCUUUUCUUUUUUUCUUUUUUUUCUUUUCUGUUUGUGACGGAUGUGUAACGAUUUGGAGCUUUUCAGGAUUAAUCACUUGACUUCUUGAUGUCAGUUGAAUUAAUUAUGAAACAAGAACACCAGUUAAAGUGCUUUAUUAGUAAUCUGUACAAAUGUUUAAAUGCGUAGAAGAGAGUUAUUUAUUAUAUUUUGUGAACUAUUGUGUGGAUAUGCCAAGUAAACAAAUUGAAUAAUCAAAUAAAUGUAGUUAAACAAUA